AUGGCAAGAAAAAGUCUUUUGCUUUUAGCUGCUGUGGCUAUCGCAGCCAUUACAUUCCAGCAAGGUGAGUUUGUGAUCACAAAUGUUAAAAAAUAUGUAAACAAUGAAAAAGAAGAAAGAAGGGCGCGAUCACGAGAAAUUGAAAGUUUCGAAAAAGAAAAAAAUGUAAAAAAAUCAACAAUUACGUGA
This is a messenger RNA of Clunio marinus, 189 nucleotides long. NCBI's taxonomy places the organism in Eukaryota, Metazoa, Arthropoda, Insecta, Diptera, Chironomidae. The record is from the annotation of a GenBank genome assembly.